This is a messenger RNA of Gymnodraco acuticeps, 1112 nucleotides long. It is a transcript of the gene rnaseka, whose product is annotated as ribonuclease, RNase K a. The record is from RefSeq and is a predicted model, not a curated record. Gene Ontology annotation, molecular function: RNA endonuclease activity. Lineage: Eukaryota; Metazoa; Chordata; Actinopteri; Perciformes; Bathydraconidae. The transcript is spliced from 5 exons. The coding region runs from base 195 to 530 and encodes 111 amino acids.
UGGAAACUUCCGGUUUUCAGUCAGAGUCACAUGACCAACACAGACAGAAGUUUGACCCAGUUUGACCAGCAGCAAGACAGCUUUCUUUUGGAAUACAUCAGUUUAAUCAUGCGUGGGUUAAUUUGUGGACCAAAAGUAGCCGCGUGCGGGAUGGUGUUGAGCGCGUGGGGGGUUAUAAUGCUGGGUACAACACCAUGUCUGAACGACUCACAAAGCCAUGCUUUGAAAAAGAAAAGAAAGGAGAGAAAGAAAAGAGAGAGGAACUAAAGGGCGACAGUAUGUCACCCAGUAUUUCAAGAGAAAAGGCCAUGGUGGGGAUUUUCUUCAGCACACACUCAGCCGUGCUGUUUGAAGAUGUUCCUGUGACAAAAGACGACCUCAAAGAUACGGACCCACCCCACAGGAUCUACGCUCUGUACAACAAGGUGGGCUACAACUGCUUCAUCGCUGCUGGUAUCUACGUGCUGUUCGGACUCUUCUCCUGCUGCCAGAUGAAGCUCAACAAGCGCAAGGAGUACCUGGUGCACUAGUGCCUCCUGAUUGGCCGAGAAGUUCUAUGAUCAUGUCUUCGUCUCAGGAUCUAAACUCCUGACGAUGAUCUACGGGGGGGGAGCUGUGAGCAGAUCAAUGUUGUGCACCUUUCUGUAUUUCAAAUUAGAUUGAUUCUACCUCUGAUCACAAGUGCUAAAAUGAUUUGUUUGUGCCAUGAAGAUACCCACUGCUGUUCUCCAGAGUUAACUACAUGUAAGGGUUGUAAAUGAUAUUGUCCUGAUUUGCUCUUUCAAACUGUACAAGUUAAUGUAUUUCAAAUUGCCAGAAUCCAGCUGUGUGUGGAACGUUUGAUCACAUUUCCUUCCUGCUUACUUAUCACCGUACAGUUCCUCAAAAAAAAUCCUAUCCUGUCUCUAUUUAUGGCCAAGGUCGCAUUACAUGUAUAUAGAUGUUCGCUUUAUUCACAUGAAUUCUGGAAAGCUUUUUAUUUACAUGUUUAUAUGUCCUUUAUUUCAAUAAAGGGUAAACUGGAACGUUCAACUUUUUAAGACAUCAUCAACAUCUGUAAUUGAAGUUAUUUAAGUGUUGUAAUAAAGUGCAUGGGUAUAUAUGUAAUGACA